This is a messenger RNA of Rhinocladiella mackenziei CBS 650.93, 2268 nucleotides long. RefSeq lists its product as uncharacterized. The transcript has a single exon. The record is from RefSeq and is a predicted model, not a curated record. The coding region runs from base 1 to 2268 and encodes 755 amino acids. NCBI's taxonomy places the organism in Eukaryota, Fungi, Ascomycota, Eurotiomycetes, Chaetothyriales, Herpotrichiellaceae.
AUGGCGAAGUUGCAAAAGUCUUUGAAGCAACGGCAACAUCAUUCCAUGCGUCAUAGUCGUCACGUCGCCAAAUUGACCCCAUCUGAGAUUCGAUCGCUUAAUAAUAAUAUUGCUCUUGUCUCAAAGACUGGAAGUCAAUCUAGUUCCAAAGGAACUUCUUCACCGGCAAGAUCAAGACGUUCAACCAAUGCUACUCCACCAGCGACUCCCGAUGACCCUUCUGCCUCUCCAGCACAGGCUCAUAGAAACCCCGGUUCGAGAAAUAACAGUGUCAACCUCCAGACUCCCCCCCAUACCCCGAAUGAGCAUCGAAGAUCAUCCCAAUCGAGUACCCACGGCCAUCAUCAUGGCCACCCUGUUCAGAGCCAUGCGAAUGGAAUCAUUCACGCUCCACGACCUCGAGGAUCUGCCCAAGCCGCCUUCAUGGUCGCCAAUGGAAUAUCUUCUCGUCCAUCAAGCUCUGGUUCGUCUAACUAUCGUGGAUUUCCCACCUAUCGAGGACCGGAAGUCACUCGUACUGGUUCGAUCAAUAUGCUUCAACGUCCUUCACCCACCAUCGUGACGAAUCCAUUGUCCAAUUUCUCCAGGCCCCGGCAGAGUAUGGUUAGCUCGUCACCAGAGCGAUGUCGGCAGGAAUCGCAAGAUAUUGGUAUUUUGGGGCCUCAAAGUUUGCGUAAUGGACGCGCCAAUUCUUUGCCCAGUGUCAGUGCACCUUCAUCCAGACAACCGAGCCCCCCGAGGGUUACCGAUUCUCCGGUGUCGAUGAUCGUCGACGGCACCGAGAAAUUCCCGGUCUUGGAUCCUGUCGAUGAUCCACACAAUCAACCCAAGAUCCAGGACGACGAUGAAGAUGCUCAAAAUGAAUCCAAACCACGGGGCGAUGAUCAGACCCAAGAGAUAUCCACGACUCCUGUCGACAGGUCAAAGGAGGUGGCGGAGCCAAAGUCGCCGGGUAAGAAGGACAAACCCAAAAGGUUUACGAUCAGCACCGCUUUGUUUGGUGGAGAUAAGAGCCAUCAAGAUGGCGCAGAGAACGCCAGCAAACUUAAGAAAGCCCGAAGACGGACCCUCUCUUUCACCAAGAGUGACGGGAUUGAAAAAUCAUCUCCCGAAGUGCCGACCACUGCACCCCCUGAGGAGGUCCAGGUGGAUGGAGCGACCAUCGAAAACGGUGAUUUUGCUGCACAUCCAUCAGUUCGGCCUCUAUCUUUGAUUAUCCCCGGCGAAUUCAAAGGCAAAGAGAAGGAAAUUUACUCCGGCCCGGUCUACGCUCGAUGCGCUUGCUGUGGUAAAUUGAAACGUCCGCCGGGGUAUACGAACGGACUCACCCCAGUGGUGGAAAAUGAGAAUUUGAGGACCAAUUUCAGUUUCGAAAUCGAACGAACGUCAGACACUACGGCAAGACGAAGUUCGGAUGCCAGUCGAGGCAAAUUUACACCAAUCAUUCCGAUGGAGGUCGGCGAAAGUGAGACACGUCAAGCAACAAUUGAACCGCCCAUAAGUUCGUCUAGUCCCAUGAAGCAGCAGAAUCAGUACACGAGCAUGCCUCCUCCGACUAGGCAGCAAAAUCAAUAUACAAGCCCGGCGAGGAGACCGAAGAGACAUUCUGAUCCUCCGAGAUUCGUCAGAUUCGGCAGCUUACAUGGUCGACGAAAUGCUGAUCCAACAGUGAUCACUGAAGAGGAUGAAGAUGAAGUGGAUGAAAAUCAACCUCUAAUGACUGAGCAAGCUAAUCCGGAUCAAACGGGUGUGACAGCCCACGAUUUCGCCGUAAUGGAUGAAGUGGUGACAAGUCAACCGGUGUUCGACAGCGAAACGGACCGAGCAGUAGUCGAGGCAAAGUUGAAUGAACAGCUUCUCACAACCGAGGUGCCGGAGCCCAUUUCCCGACGACCAUCAAAUACGGGAUCUGAAUCCGACAAUUUCUUCACACCUGUUCCUGGUACGACGCCCGUGGUUGAGGAUCAAUCCAACGAGAAGCAAGAUGCCGAGCAAACAAUGCUGUUGAACCGAGAGAACUCUUUCCUCGGGCUCCCUGAGCCGCAACUUGGACCCGAUUUUGCACCGAGCAACGCGACACUUGGAGAAUUGGUUCUCGCCCCCAGUACGAACACGGUGAAAAUUAACAGCCUGACGGAUUUGGGGGCGAGUGGUGCAGCCGUGGAUAAUGGUGAGAAGAAUAUCUUGGAAGGGCUGGAAAAGUCGCGGGAGGUCGAUGCAGAGAGACACAAAGGUCAAAAAUGGGUUGCUGAAGUCAUGGCUGUGUAA